This is a messenger RNA of Xiphias gladius (swordfish), 3912 nucleotides long. It is a transcript of the gene ap4e1, whose product is annotated as adaptor related protein complex 4 subunit epsilon 1. The transcript is spliced from 21 exons. Gene Ontology annotation, molecular function: cargo adaptor activity. NCBI's taxonomy places the organism in Eukaryota, Metazoa, Chordata, Actinopteri, Istiophoriformes, Xiphiidae. Bases 189 to 3608 code for a protein of 1139 amino acids. Gene Ontology annotation, biological process: intracellular protein transport; receptor-mediated endocytosis. Gene Ontology annotation, cellular component: membrane coat; AP-4 adaptor complex. The record is from RefSeq and is a predicted model, not a curated record.
UCGUCUGCUGAAUCAAAACAAUGGCCGACUGGCAAGCUAGCAUUUUACCUCUUGUGAUCUUUUUAAAUGUUUAACAGGCAACGUUCACUGUCUCUGUGUCAGAGAGUCCCGCGGGGAUGGAGAGAUGAUUUAAGGAGUGCGUUUUUGAAGGAAGAAGACAGCUGACAAGCCCGCUUUUCGCUGCCAAAAUGAGCGAUGUUGUGGAGAAGACCCUGACAGCUCUGCCUAGCCUCCUGUCUUUAGACUCUCAGCCUGGCUCUGCGAAACUGUCCUCCACCUCCAAACUAGGAAACCUCAUCAGAGGAAUCACUGAGCUAACGUCCAAACAUGAAGAAGAGAAACUUAUUCAGCGGGAACUAGCAUCCAUCAAAGAACAGGUGUCCUCCCCCAGCACCUCCAUGAGGCAGAUGAAGGAACUAAUGGUGAGAGCGAUCUACUGUGAAAGCCUGGGUUAUGAGGCGUCUUUCAGCUAUAUUCAUGCCAUUAAACUGGCUCAACAAGGCACAGUUCUGGAGAAAAGAGUUGGUUACCUUGCUGUGUCCUUGUUUCUGAACGAAAGUCAUGAGCUGCUGCUUCUUCUUGUGAACACUGUGUUAAAGGAUCUUCAGAGCACGAACCUUAUUGAAGUGUGCAUGGCUCUAACUGUUGUCAGCCAGAUGUUCCCCAAAGAUAUGAUACCUGCAAUCCUUCCUCUGGUGGAGGAGAAACUUAAUCACCCAAAAGAAAUCAUUCGACGAAAAGCAGUCCUGGCACUUUACAAAUUCUACCUAAUAGCACCGAAUCAAGUUCAACACAUCCACAACAAGUUUCGCAAAGCGCUUUGUGACAAGGAUCCCGGUGUGAUGACAGCUUCACUACACAUCUACUUACAGAUGAUCCAGGAGAAUCCAGAGGGAUAUAAAGACCUAACAGCAAGUUUUGUCACCAUACUGAGGCAGGUGGUGGGAGGAAAGCUGCCCAUGGAUUUUAACUAUCACAGUGUUCCUGCUCCUUGGCUUCAAAUCCAGCUUCUCAGAAUACUGUCCUUACUUGGAAAAAAUGACCAGAGUGCAAGUGAGAUCAUGUAUGAAGUCCUCGACGAGUCUUUACGAAGAGCAGAGAUGAAUCAUAACAUUACCUAUGCAAUAUUAUAUGAGUGCGUAAAAUGUAUUUACACAAUUCAUCCCAAAUCUGAACUUCUGGAAAAAGCUGCAAAGUGCAUUGGCAACUUUGUUCUGUCACCGAAGAUUAAUCUCAAAUAUCUAGGUUUGAAGGCCCUAACCUACGUGGUCCAGCAGGAUCCUAAACUGGCCCUGCAGCAUCAGAUGACCAUCAUAGAGUGUCUCGAUCACCCUGACCUCAUCAUAAAGCGUGAGACACUGGAGUUGCUCUUUCGGAUCACUAACGCCCAGAAUGUCGUGGUCAUUGUCGAGAAGAUGCUGGAGUUUCUGCACAACAGUACAGAUGACUACAGUACUAUUGACCUAGUGGGGAAGGUGGCAGAACUGGCAGAAAAAUAUGCACCAGACAACGAAUGGUUCAUUGAGACCAUGAACACAGUGUUUUCAGUGGGUGGAGACAUGAUGCAGCCUGACAUCCCAAACAGUUUCCUUAAACUGCUGUCUGAGGGGUUUGACAGUGUGGAGGAGGACAGGAAGUUGAGGUUGUUUGCUGUGGAUUCAUAUGUUUCUCUGCUGCAAGGAGAGCCUGGCAAGCUGCCACAGCGCUUCCUCCAAGUCAUCAGCUGGGUCCUCGGUGAUUACUCUCAUUUGAGGGAGGAACUUGAACCAACCACAGUCCUGAGGCUGCUCGCAAAGCUGUUGGACAUGAAGCAAACCAGCAGUGAAACCAAGAGCUGGGUCCUCAUGGCAAUGACCAAGCUCUGUGAGGGCGGGGCAGGUGUUUGUGUUGCUCAGGAAGUUUCUGAAACAUACAGCAGCUCAAUGGACACAGUGCUGAGACAGAGGGCUCAGGAGCUGCAGCACCUCAGCCAAGACUCUGGACUACGAGCCAGGGUGCUACCUCGAGAACCCGGCCCGGAGCCCCUGGAGGUGGAUUCCUCUCUGUCAUUUCUUGAUGGAUUUGUGUCGGAGGCAUUGGCUGCUGGCGCUGCUCCAUACAAACCUCCCCAUCAACGGCAGGAGGAACUAGCUCAGGCAAAAGCGUUGACCCUGGAGCCAUACGGCUUGUCCCUGCCCAUCAGCAUGUCCUCCUGCAGCAUCGCAGACAGACAGUCUCCUACGCUGUUGUCCAUGAGCUCUGGUCUGUCGGGCGACAGUACCGACCUCUCACACAAAGGAGGCUCUACAACUCUCAAGCUGGACGGAGUUAAGAGAGUUUGGGGGAGGGAGGGGUACCUGGCGCGGAGGGAAGCCGUGGAGGAAGCUGCCCAGGUGGAGGAACCCAGUCCCCUCCGGUCACCCAGCCAGCAGGCGGAGGCUGACAGCUCACACACCCAGAUGCUAACUCCGACACUGACCCCUGAGCCUGGACAAGAAAAACAGCUGCUGGCAUCUUCUCUGUUUUUCGGCCUCAGCUCCCAAAGCUCUGUCUGUCUGAUGGGAAAAUCUGAGCCGAUGCUCCAGCGAUUCAAAAGAAAAGCCAAAGGUCAGGGCUCUUCCUCGGGGGCCACUGAGCAAAUAUCCAACUCCCUCGUCUCUACUCCCAGCACUGUGGAUAACUUGCUGUGUAACAACCUACUGGACUCCAAUCUCACAUCAGAACUGGCCGUUUCCUCAUCCAAACAGACAUCUGAACCUUCUCAAGGCCUUAAUACUGCUAAUGGAGCCUGUGAUGUAGAAGCUGAUUUAACUGACAGUGACCUAAAGGGAAGUAACCUCUCUCUCAUCGGGGAUAACGGUGUGGUAGCUGCUGAUCCUGCCCCACGUGAAGACCCUGACAGACCUAAAGACUUGUGUCUCAGCUCUCAUCUGCCUGCAGAGCUCUCUGAACUCUGCCACUCAGAAAUCACUCCUCUGUGCACCCUCCAAAGCCUGGAUCUCUCAGCCUGUCAUGUGCAGAAAGAGGAUUCCUUAGUUCUAGUCAUUUUCAUUACCAACUCCUCUGACUCUGCCAUUCAACAGAUACAACUAGGUCUUGACUCAGAGCAACUAGAGGUAUCCUGUUUGUCUGACAGUCCAGUGGAGGAUGUAAGAAGUCACGGUGUUGCACUGUACCAGUAUGCCCUGAGUGUGAAGAGGCCUUCAGUUCACGUUGAAGUAGUCGGGAUGGUAUCUUACCAGUUGCCUAUUGAGACGCCUCAUGCAGUGCAGUUCUCAUACAAACUCCCUCUAACCAGCUUCAUCAGACCCUUGACGGUGUCCACAGAGGAGUACGGGACGAUGUGGCUGGCCUUCUCUCAUGACACAAAGCAGAAUCUGACACUGAUAAGUGAUGGCCAAGAACCUCUCACAGCCACUCUGAAUGUUCUGAAGAGGAAACUUCAGCUUCAUGUUGUGGAAAUCAUAGGGAUUGAAGGUAUUUUAGCUUGCCGGCUCCUCCAGGAUCAGCCAUGUCUGAUGCACUGCCGUGUGCAUGCAGGCACACUGGCUGUGUGGCUGCGCUCUCCAGUCCCCGACCUGCCCGACUGCCUGAUCUACCACUGUCAGAGAGCUUUACAGGAGCACUGAGCCCCGACUGCAAAACCUCCACUGACACCACUGAGCAGCCAGACCACCAGACCCACAACCACUGAAGAGGAAGGUACACAGAGAUGUAAUGGAGAACAGAAAGAGACAUCUGAUGUUGUACAUUCCCAUCUUUAUAUUACAGCAUUAACCAUUUGUUUAUCUCUCCCACUAUGGGUUACUUAGUAGGAUUUGGUUUUAAUUGUCCAUGGAUCAUUGAUUUUUAACAGUUAAAUUGGUAGAAUAUUUCAUAGGACCACAACUGUUUUAAAGUCAUGGAUGGUAAUAACCUCAGGGCCAAAAGACU